CGCCCGAGCCAGCAGAGCGGCAGUGCAGGGGACCGCGCGCCUGCCGCUGCCGCCGGAGCCUCGGGGCCUGGGAGCCGACGACUGAAUCAUGUGGCUGGAAAUUCUCCUCACCUCUGUGCUGGGUUUUGUCAUCUACUGGUUUGUUUCCCGGGACAAGGAGGAAACGUUGCCUCUUGAAGAUGGGUGGUGGGGGCCUGGGGCGAGGCCCGCAGCUGCAGAGGAUGAGAGCAUCCGCCCUUUCAAGGUCGAGACUUCCGAGGAGGAGAUCGAGGACUUACACUGGAGGAUCGACAGGGUCCGUUUGACCCCACCUUUGGAGGACGUGCGCUUCCAUUUUGGCUUCAACUCCAAGUACCUGAGGAAAGUCCUUUCCUACUGGCGGAAUGGCUUCGACUGGAGGAAGCAGGUGGAGAUUCUCAACAGGUACCCUCACUUCAAGACGAAGAUUGAAGGUAGGUUUGCUCAACAGCAGCUGCUGGCGGCCUCAGGCCCGGGCGCCGUGGGGCUAAUGCACCAGCCUCGGCCAAGGAAGUUCUCCCUAGACGACCUGCUGACCAACGUCAUGCUCUACUGGACAACGGGCACCAUCACCUCCUCCCAGCGCUUCUACAAGGAGAACCUGGGCCAGGGCUUCAUGGCCAACAAGCAUGACCGGAUCAAGGUCCACGUGCCCACAGGCUUUGCUGCCUUCCCUUGUGAGUUAAUGCACGUGCCAGAAAAGUGGGUGAAGUUCAAGUACCCAAAACUCCUCUCCUACUCCUACAUGGCCCGCGGGGGCCACUUUGCCGCCUUUGAGGAGCCCGAGCUGCUGGCCCAGGACAUCGGCAAGUUCGUGGGGCUGCUGGAGCAGGGCUGAUGGCCGCGGGGCGGACUGUCACCCCGCAGCUCCCUCGCCGAAGGCUGCCCCCGCCCCCCGGGCAGCUGCCGAGGAGCAGCAAGCCUCCCCCCUCCCCGUCUUCUCCUGGUGACAGUGUACACCCCCACGCCUGCUCCCGCCCCUGCCGGGCCCCUGCUCACUGCCUGCACAAGAGCAGGGGUAAUAAACGAUUUUAUUCUAA
Molecule: messenger RNA, 1058 nt
Organism: Neomonachus schauinslandi (Hawaiian monk seal)
Lineage: Eukaryota; Metazoa; Chordata; Mammalia; Carnivora; Phocidae
Gene: EPHX1
Product: epoxide hydrolase 1
Exons: 6
Coding region: 89-856 (255 amino acids)
Biological process (GO): arachidonate metabolic process; epoxide metabolic process
Molecular function (GO): epoxide hydrolase activity
Source: RefSeq, a predicted model, not a curated record